This is a messenger RNA of Mauremys mutica (yellowpond turtle), 1296 nucleotides long. Its product is annotated as telomerase RNA component interacting RNase-like. The transcript is spliced from 3 exons. The coding region runs from base 251 to 715 and encodes 154 amino acids. The record is from RefSeq and is a predicted model, not a curated record. Gene Ontology annotation, molecular function: 5'-3' exonuclease activity; 3'-5' exonuclease activity. NCBI's taxonomy places the organism in Eukaryota, Metazoa, Chordata, Testudines, Geoemydidae.
UCCCUGAUUGGAGUCGAGGUUCACGCUCUGGCCGCCCAUUGGUCCCGGUGCCUGCCAUUCCCCUUGAGCGCGUGCGGGACCAGCGUCCCUUACGGGGACGCUCUCGCGCUCCCAGCGUGCCUUGCGCCAGCAAAGCGCUCGCUCUCCCGACACCCCCUGGGGCUGGGGCUUGUCCCGUCGUGCCCCGCGGCCGGCGCUGGCUUUUCCCGACACCCCCCGGGGCGCGGCGGCGGCGGUCUCCGCGGACAAGAUGGCGGCCCGAGGGGGACGGGCGGCGGCGGCUCCGCAGGGCCCGGGCGGCGUCAACAUCUUCGCCAACGACGGCAGCUUCCUGGAGCUCUUCAAGCGCAAGAUGGAGGCGGAGCAGCGGGGGCGGGAGGCGCCGGCCCAGGGGGGGCAGGAGGCAGCGGCCGCCGGGACGGUGGGGCCUGGGGAGGAGCCGGCGGCAGGGGCGGCCCCGGGGGACUCCGGGACUGAGCAGCAGCGGCCGCCGGAGGGGAAGAAGAGGAGCGGGAGCGCGCUCAGCUUCGUGGGCAAGCGGAGAGGUGGCAACAAACUAGCCCUGAAGACAGGAGUGGUAGCAAAGAAGCAAAAGACCGAGGAGGAGGUUUUGACAAGUAAAGGAGAUGCCUGGGCCAAAUACAUGGCAGAAGUGAAAAAAUACAAAGCCCACCAGUGUAGCGAUGACGACAAAACGAGACCCCUUGUUAAAUAGCCCUUCUUUCUGCUGACUUCCACGAGGACGCUCUGUUGUACAUACUUAUUUAAAACAGCGAAGGAGGGUAGCUAGGCACUGUGAACUUAACACAGCAGUUCCUAGCGUUGGCUCCAAUGGAUGGUUCCCACAGAUGUUUUUUUAUCUAUCCAGGCGCACCGAGACUUUCAUUAGUCUGUCGUUUACUUAGUUUUGGUUUUCGUUGGUUCCUGCUGGGAAGUACGGACUCUGAAUUAGUUGUAGCUUUUAUUUUUUUUUAAAAGAAUCCAAAGUAGUGGAAUCCCGACAAUGUUGUGUAUUUCUGCGGCUGUCAAGCCAAAAUCUAAUCACCAGCUCUCGCGUGUGAGAUACAACUCGCUUCCACAUCCGUACACAACCAAGAACCUGUCCCACCACCCCUGCUCUUCCCUCUCACCCACGGAGGACUCCAGCCGUCUCAGCAAGUUGAGCUUCAUACUAGCUAACUUCUUUGAGUAGAAAUUGUAGGCGGUAGAUGGUGGGCGUCAAACUCCAUUAUUAAAGGUAAAUGUGGAUGCCGCAGUUGCAUUUACUCAUUAAAGACCUUGGAUAUUUUUAAGCUG